Molecule: messenger RNA, 705 nt
Organism: Alternaria arbusti
Lineage: Eukaryota; Fungi; Ascomycota; Dothideomycetes; Pleosporales; Pleosporaceae
Exons: 2
Coding region: 1-705 (234 amino acids)
Source: RefSeq, a predicted model, not a curated record
AUGUCGAACGUGACCAGAAUGUCGACCUCGAACACAGACGCCGAUGUCGCCUUGCCGCAUGCCUCGUUGUUCGCAUAUUUCCGUGACCCUGCAGCUGUUCACAAAGCGACAGAUACCGAUAUCUUAUCCAAUGAGAACAGCUGUGGUACCAACGCGCAUCAACUGCUACGUUCGCCCAGCGAUGACGACGACGACGAAGAGUCAAGACUAGGCUUCUGGGGCGAAGUGGAUGGACCUAAGAGCUCGUCUGGAUCAUACUCAUUCGACGAAAGCAGAUCAGCUUGGCGAGGAGCAGCCGCCUUCUGCUGUCUUUGGUGUGCGUUCUCGGUCAUUAUCCUCGGCGCCUUUGGCCUCUAUUUCACUGUCGACCUUGCCUUCAGCCACUAUGGACUGGGUACUGGGAUGGCGGAGUGGGUCAUGUUCUGCCUUGAGACUCCGAACCGCGAGGCACCGGGCCCGCAGGCCUGGCACUACCUGAAAGCAGACACCGGCGAUCAGUGCACGACCGAUACCAUCGAAUUCAUUCUCAACCCAAAGGAAGCAUGGAAGGUUCAGCCAAAUGCGAUUCUGCUCUUGAGGGACGAUGCAUCAUACCUGGGUCAGCAUGAACAGAUUCGGGCACCCGUUAUCUCCCGAGAACAACCACAAGCUCUUAAGCUGGGUGACGAUGUUGCAGAAGAGGGUCACUUGGGCCAAACAGUUUGA